UCCACAGAGGCGUCUCACCUCAUUCCGGAGAGACGCCGCCGCUCGGCUGGCUCGGCUGCUUCCUCUGAGUUUCCAGUGAAGAAUAUCGGAGUGCUUUAUUUUUUUUUUCUGGGUUGUUGUUGACGAGGCAUCAUCCUGAGAGAAGACUUUCGCUCCAGCUUCAGUUGUUUCUCUGCUUGAAGACCUCUCAGUCUUAAAGAUGAGCAGUUUAAUGGCGUGUAAGGAGCCUUUUGACAGAGUCAUUUCUGGGCCUGUUGAGGACACGGACACCACCAGCUUCGUGGCAAAGUUUUCCUUGGAGGCCAAUUAUCCUGUCCAAGUCACAGACCCUCACGAUGCUGUGACACUACAUCUUAGCUCCAUGGCCUCUGGGUACCUGCACCCCUCCUCUCAGGACAAGAUCAGACAGCCAGUUGAAGAUAUGGAGGACUGCAGUUGCCCAACAUCUACUUCACCAGACUGUCCCAAACAGCUGCAGAUUCUCGGCAGCCCUUGUGAAAAAUGCUGCUGCCCGGCGCCCCCGCCCAAGAUCAGCGACCUCAUGAACGACAAAGACCUGCUGGACGUGCUGCGGCUGAAGCUGGACCCAAACCACUGCACCAUCAAAAACUGGAAGAACUUUGCGAGCCGCUGGGGAAUGAGCUAUGACGAACUCACCCUGCUGGAGCAUCGGACCCAGGGCUCCCUGUCUCACAGCCCCACCCAGGAGUUCCUGCUGCGCUACAACCAGAAGACGGUCACCGAGCUCACCGAACUGUGCCGCAUCUAUCAGCGCAUUGACGUGCUGCGGCUGCUGCAAAGCUGGAUAGAAAAGGACUGGCCGUCACGUUGGCAGCAGACUCACUAAUAAGUUGAAGAAUGUAUAUUUAUCUGUUUGUUUCUUCUCCCAGGGUGUACAUGUUUCUCCCCUUUUAUAUCUUUUUGCCUCCAAGCUACAAGUGUUUUUUUUUUUUUAGGCAAAUUCUUAGAAAACGAACGUUUGAAAAGAUAAUGAACUGAAAAGGGAAGAAGCGUGUCAACAUUCUGACCAGCAACACUGACAGAUGUAUAAGUAACAGAAUGAUUCAUAUCCUUCGGCUCGCCGCCUGUGGUGUCGCUGCUCUUCCCAUGUAAAGUCAGAACAAACACUCAUCAAAAGAGUUGCUGUGUAGUCGAAGAGAAAUGAAGACAACAGUAAGUGAGAUUUGUAUCUGUAACCAAAACACAGCCGACUCAGUGAAACUCAGAACUAUUGCUCGUGUCCCAAAGGGAAACUAAAUGUUGCCGCAACUGAUAUCAUCCACGUAUCUUCAAAGAGCUGCAGCGAGUGGCGAUGCUGCAAUGCUGCGGGCAGAAAGGUCCGCUCGCUAGCCAUCAGUGAAACAAGAAGCACAAAACAGUUUUUCACAGAUUUAACACCCAUGUUUGGUUGUUGUAGUGGUUCGCAUCGUCGCCUCACAGCAACAUGUUCUAUAAUAAAAGCCUCAGCUGUGCAGCCUGUUCUCUCUUUGUGAAUGUAUGGAUUUUCCCCUGAAAUAAUACUUUUUCCACAAAUGGUUGACGUUAAAUUCCUGUUAGGAUUGUAAACUGUCGGCUGUCUGACACACUGACCAGGAAAUACCUGAUACUUUCUUUCCUGUUGCUUGCUUUGAUAAAAACCUCUCCUCCUAUUGUAAAACUAGAUUGAAUAUAACUGCACAAAAAUCACAGCUCCAUACUUAUUAGAAUUUUAAAAUCAGUUCAGUACUUUUCGGUAGCUUGAAUCAAGACAAAUUUCUGAAAUAAAUUACAUUUUAUUAUGUUCCAAACAUUAAAAAAGCGAAACGUUAAGAACUGACUGGAGAUUUGGUUGGAUUUUUUUUCAAUGAAUGAAGUACAUGCAGGCAUAGCCAAUGCUAUAUUGUUGGAGACAACAGUACAGCAUGGGCUUACCCUACCCUAAUAUAGUCACUUGAAAAUGGUCAGUGUUCAUAUUUAAUAUCUUUUAAAUGACAUUGUGCCCAUAUUUGAGAAUAAAACAUGUUUAAAUCA
Poeciliopsis prolifica (blackstripe livebearer) is the source of this 2010-nucleotide messenger RNA. It is a transcript of the gene edaradd, whose product is annotated as EDAR-associated death domain. The transcript is spliced from 6 exons. Lineage: Eukaryota; Metazoa; Chordata; Actinopteri; Cyprinodontiformes; Poeciliidae. The coding region runs from base 200 to 847 and encodes 215 amino acids. Gene Ontology annotation, molecular function: protein binding. Gene Ontology annotation, biological process: signal transduction. The record is from RefSeq and is a predicted model, not a curated record.